AUGGAGGAGGUGGCACAGGGGAGAGUGUGGACUGGUAAAGAAGCAGUUUCACGAGGUUUAGUUGAUGCUAUUGGUAUCCUGAAUGUUAAGGUUACUUUUGUUGAGCUAUCAAGACCGUCGCCAACCCUGCCAGAAAUCUUAGUUGGCAUUGGUAACACUGUGGUUGGGGUGGAUAGGACAUUGCAAGAAUUACUGCAAGACUUGGCAUCUUUUGAUGAAAUUCAAGCCCGGAUGGAUGGAGUCAUGUUUCAGAAACUGGAUGGUCUGAAAUCUGCUCGUCAUGUUCCGCCGCUGCCGCUGCCUGAAGCAGUAGUUCAAGUUUCCAUCCCUCUUGAUGACGCCGCCGAGCGUUCUGAAUCGCUAGCCCCCAAGCUCCUCCUCCUCUUGAUGCCCCGGCGCUGA
Messenger RNA from Camellia sinensis, 402 nucleotides. The record is from RefSeq and is a predicted model, not a curated record. NCBI's taxonomy places the organism in Eukaryota, Viridiplantae, Streptophyta, Magnoliopsida, Ericales, Theaceae.